AAAAUACAUAAAAUUACAGCAAUCUGCAGAUUGACAGGGUGUCUUACUUUUAUUUUACAUCGAGUAAGCCGGUGCAGAGACGGCGUGCGGUGAGGAAUGGAUGACCGACCGACCGACCGGAACUCAAAAUAUGAUGCAGUUACCAAGGACCUUGACCUGGCAGGAGAAUAUUGUCAAUUAGAAAUGUACAAGAACAAUAAAGUAAUUUCAAAACAUCGAAGUAGUGCUCCACCUUUGUUGAAUGGAAACUCCAUAUGCGAUGUUAACAUGAUGAAAAAAUAUAUUACAGUUUUUAAUGAAUCUGACAGGUUUGAGGACCAAGAUUUGGAAAACUUAACUUUGGGAUCUGCCAGAAAUGUAGCAGAACAGGAUUUUGAAUUGCAACAAUCUCUUCCAUCAAAGGAAAGAAGAGCAAGGAGGAAUGUACCUGGCAAAAGGAAAUCAAGAGCUGGGACUUUAUGUGAAAUAAAAUUAUCAUCAGUUGAAAAUCUAGAUCAAACAACUGAGCAGCUUUCUUCUAGACAGCCGUUACUUGCAAAUAAUAGGUACACUCCUAUGAAAACUUUAGAUGAAAGGAAAACAUUGCAACUCAACAAUCUAGUGAACUCUCAGCUUGGAGCACAGCAAAUGUCCGUCUGUCAAGAAGCACCCUUUGAAACAACAGAUAUGGAUGUGCCAGUUACAGCACCUUUAGGAUUGGAUUUGCAUUCUAAAGACCUAACACCAAAUGAUCCAUUUCCUUGUAAACCUGUUACUUGGGAGAAUGAAGUAUCCAUAGCACAAACAAUUGGUAGAGAUGGUGAGGCUUGGACUUCCUUUCCAACAACACCUGGUGAUCGUGCUAUUACCAGCAAGAUUGAUUCUGAAAAUACUGCCAAUAGAUAUCAGGAUGACUUGAUGAAUGUGACCAAGGAGCAAUCCAACUCCUGUGUAACAAAAACACCUUCUCCUCUAUUGGAUAUUUCAGUGAAUGCUGCAAACCACUGGGAAAUGACAGAAGAAAUGUUUAGCCUGAAUUCAGCAGGAAAGCUCUCUGCAGGGAGAAAAAGAUUCUCACGGAGAGCAUCUUCUGUUGGAGCCCGAGGAUCCCCAGAAACUAACAGUCUUAUUUGCUAUAUUGCCAAUCAGAAGAUGCAGGAAUCUCAGAGAGUUUCAAUGCUGAGGAGGAAGAUGGAGGCAUUUAUGGGCACGUUUCAAGCUGCAGAACAGGAUGAGAAUAAAACUUCCACGCCAGAGCUUCCACAUCUCUCUGGUUUAUGGCAAACAGGUUCAACUCCUGCAAAGGAGCAAGACUCUACUCUGUCUGCAAGCUGCAGUAAACCAGCACAGAAGAAAAAGGUGACUUUUGGCGAAGAGCUGAGUCCUGAGUUGUUUGAUGAAAGGUUACCAUCCAACACCCCUUUACGUAGAGGGGAAACGCCAGUUUAUCAGAAGAUCACUUUCAGCGAUGGUCUUCCCUCAGCUCUAAAACAAAGGUCAAAAACCCAUAUUGCUUUGGAAGAGGAAAAGAGCACUUCCGGUGAUGUGACUUGCAAUGGAUGCAGCCCUGAGAAUGACCAUGGUGACAGUACAUCAAUUAAAUUGCAAGCAAAAUUUGAAAAUGACAUGGAAAUUAGUGCCACUGGAACUCAGAAUGAUGAUGAAGACAGAUGCUGUCCAAUACCCAUCAAUUUUGAAAUUGAAUCUCCACUGUCAGAAUGUAAAGUUGGACCAGAUAAUCAGAAGAGCUGUAAUAGAAACGAUGAAUAUCCUUGUGAGGUUUUGGAUGUGAAAAUUCAAGAACUGAAUGAAAUUCUACCACUUACAAUCAGUCCCUCUGGGCACCCUGGGGAAAGGAGUAACAUUAGGAAGGACAAUGUCACCAUCUGCAGAAAUCUGACCAAAAAGAAAACUGAUUGUAUUAGCAAGAAGUUGUCAAAAGUAAAACCAGAGCUUGACAAAAAAAUUGCAGCAAUUAAUAAGUUGAAAACUUCUGAAAUGGAAACAGAAUCAGGAGUUGAAUCUGACAUGGACCACAUGCCCUGUAUACUUAAUGAAAUGUCAAAAACAGGUGAUGGAUUCCUUGAUCAUAAAAACACUGAUCUCUCCAUGAAUGAUGGAGUACAAGCCAAUUUUAUUGGAGACACAUGCCCCAAUAUUCAGAAUCUGUCUGAACAGAGAGAUGAAACAGAUGACAAAAAAGUAUGCAGUGAAGCACUCAGUGCUGAUGUAAGCCCUAACCCAACCACAAAAUCACAGGAAGAGAUGAAAACUAGAAAUGAGGAACAAGAGUCCAAGAAAGAAGAACCCCGCAGGUCUGCUAGGAUCAAGCAAAAUGUUUUGAAGAACUCAACUACAGCAACUAAAGGGAAACGUAGACAGAAGUUCAAGAAGGACCUUUAUGGAAAACGUGAAUAUGCUUCAAGGAAGCCUUUACUGAGCCCAAUUGCAGAGGUUUUGGAUAUUUGGUCUGAAUCAGAAGUUUUACCUGAUAGUGAUGUAAUGCUGGAAUGUGAACCUUCAAGGAGAACCAGUCUGAUUUAUCUUGAAGCCUGA
Molecule: messenger RNA, 2535 nt
Organism: Pristis pectinata (smalltooth sawfish)
Lineage: Eukaryota; Metazoa; Chordata; Chondrichthyes; Rhinopristiformes; Pristidae
Gene: cdca2
Product: cell division cycle associated 2
Exons: 14
Coding region: 97-2535 (812 amino acids)
Biological process (GO): regulation of chromosome segregation; regulation of mitotic nuclear division
Cellular component (GO): nucleus; chromosome
Source: RefSeq, a predicted model, not a curated record